Messenger RNA from Trichoderma breve, 2019 nucleotides. RefSeq lists its product as uncharacterized. Gene Ontology annotation, molecular function: peptidase activity. The record is from RefSeq and is a predicted model, not a curated record. Lineage: Eukaryota; Fungi; Ascomycota; Sordariomycetes; Hypocreales; Hypocreaceae. The transcript has a single exon. Bases 1 to 2019 code for a protein of 672 amino acids. Gene Ontology annotation, biological process: proteolysis.
AUGGGAGCCUCUGCCUUUGCAUCAGUGCUCUUGAUCGGGCUGCUUGGCCUCCCAGCAGAAGCAGCAUCAAAAACACCAUGGGGUGAUCCCUUUAAACCCAUUGAUCCACAAGUCUGGGUGAAUCCCGAUGACAUGACAUGGGACGACUUCAAAGCGCCGCCUGGUACUCAAUGGAACGACGCGACGAAGAAGGGCUCUGGUCGCAACUUCAACAUUGCAUUGAUAGCCGUGGACUACGCCGAUGAGACUUUCGUUGUAACCCGAGAACCCAACUCGACGGUCUUUGGUAAUCCUCUUCCGAUAGUAUCCGGUAUCGACCGGGAAGAUGUCCCCGCCUACUAUCGCGACUUACUCAACAAGCCGACUGACCUUAACCGCGGUCAUACACUACACGAGUACUGGAUGGAAGAUUCUCACGGCCGAUAUGGAGUCGACCUGACAGCAUUUGGACCGUACCGUAUGCCUUCCUUGUCGUAUCAGUAUGGCGUAGACAGUGGCUUUAACCCUGGAGCAUGCCCGACGAAUAACACUUGUAACCACGAUAUUCGAACGGAUGCUUAUGCGGCUUGGCGAGCGGAGGUAGGCAACGCCACGAGCAAUUCAUUUGAACUGGUCUUCAUCCUCUCCGCUGGACAAGAUGAAUCGUCGACGUGGCAAGAGUUUGGUGAGAUGAGAUUUUCAUCCCCCGAGGACGUGCCCGAUGCCUUCGGACCUCCCAAGAAUGUCGAUGGCUCUUCGAUACCGAAUUACGCAUCGACCAGAUAUGUUCCUUGGACAUCGUGGGCAUCUGCCUCCACUAUUUGGCCAAAUGCAGGAGGUGGUUCGUCGACUCAAUGCGAAAGCUCUGGGAUGGGAACGUAUGCGCACGAGCUCAGCCAUCUGCUGAACAUUGGAGACAACUACAAUAACCCGUUCGGCAUUCCUCUGCGGCGAUCCUAUACCGGCCCAUUCUCAAUGAUGUCCCGCGGGUCUUUCAAUGGCCCUGGAGGCCCGCAUACUCGAUACCAAAUCCCAGCGCUUCAGGGUGGCUCCAUGGGCUCCUUACACACUGUUCGAGACAAGCUCGUUCUUGGACUUAUCUCCAACGACAGCGUGGUGAGCAUUACAAGAGACGCCCUGGCGGAAUCAGGCCCUGUCGUGGCGCAAAUCACAGCGCGAUCCGUCGUGUCUGACCUCAUUGGCUUGAGAGUUGUAAUUGACCAGGAUCGCUCGCCUGCAUGCAACAUUUCGACUGAUGUGCUCUGUGAUGGAGGUCGCUACAACAGCUAUGAUAUCGAGGUGAUUGAUCGAAUGGGCGCCGACUCGUUCCAACCUGACUCAGGCGUGAUGAUUAGCAAGUCAAAGACUAGCAACAGCCAGCCCUUCCAGUGGACCAUCGAUGCCAACCCCGAAGACAUUACACUCGUCGACUUUACCCGACCUAACGGAACCGAUGCUUAUAUCACCAUGGGCGAUUACCGUCAAUUAGCUGAUGCGCUCUUCCAUGCCGGCACUGGAUCUGGAAGCAAGUAUGAGUUUGUGGAUGAGCCAAAUGGCCUUCACAUCUACAUUUUGGAUGUCCAUCGAGAUGAAACUGGCGUUCUGUCUUAUACCGUUGGCGUGCGUUCUCUGGUCGACGACAGUUCGAGCCAAUAUGGCAUUCAGUUGUCUUCUGGUGUUCCAUUCACAUACGGCAAAAGCAGCCCAGUAACCGGAGGCAUCUUUUGCGAAUUCGAACUUACGAAUAAUGGCACUUAUGCAGCCUCCAGUGAGGGCAAUGCCCAAGUCCAGGCCGAUCACCUUGAGUGGGAUAUUUUCCGACUGAAGGCCGAUGUUAAGGGUUCUGGAUGGAAAGCGAACUUGCCGAACGCCGUGAUUCCUGUCAAGUAUGGACAAACCGCAAAGACCUAUGUAGCGGUGGCUGCUGAGACUCACGCAAAGGAUGCGACUGGUGUGGUGAAGCUGACGGCUACAUCAGAGUCUGAUCCAAGCGUGGUGGCAACUGCGACUUGCAAAGUGAAGAAGAACACUUGUCGUUAA